This is a messenger RNA of Ilex paraguariensis (yerba mate), 1806 nucleotides long. The record is from the annotation of a GenBank genome assembly. Lineage: Eukaryota; Viridiplantae; Streptophyta; Magnoliopsida; Aquifoliales; Aquifoliaceae.
AUGAAUGCAAAACUUUUGGAAAUUGAACCCCUGGAACUCAAAUUCACUUUUGAAUUGAAGAAGCAAAGCUCAUGCCCUGUUCGAUUAGUCAAUAAGACCAACAAUUAUGUGGCUUUCAAGGUUAAAACUACAAAUCCAAAGAAAUAUUGUGUGCGGCCAAAUGUAGGCAUUAUUAAGCCAAAAUCAACAUGUGAUUUUGUAGUGAAUGAGUGGGGGCUAAAAAUUACUCCAGGCCACCUUUACCCAUUUCUAAGCGGAUAUGGGUACAUGGACUUAGAUGAUGUUUUGGCUGGCAGCAUGAGGCAUUCAAAUCUUGCUGUUGAUAUACUACAAGGUGAUGUUCUGAUUGAUUAUGCGCAUUCCCUCAAUUCUGGUAGUUUUAUUGAGAUAUGCGAGGUUGCUGAUUUGCUAGUGGAGGAACUGGCUUUGUUGCUGCCCUUGAUUCAACAUCUCAACAAUUUUUGUGCAUCGGUCAACUCGGCGUUGGGGUCGAUGAAGACAGAUGACAAUGACAAUGACAAUGAAGAAGCUGAUGAGAAAGGCAAAACUCGAGCCAUAGAACACCAAAGGGUGAAAUCUAUAAUAGGGAAGAUGUCGAGUCCUCCCUUGGCUCUCUUAGGUCUACAGAGAGUGACUAGGUUGGUCACAAUGGAUAACAGGUUGGUCACAAUGGAUAACAGAGGAAGACAUCCUUGUAAUUGGUGGAACACUAAGGCUGCUGGUAGGUGCAUUUCAGAUAAGGCCGCAUUCUGCUUAGUUGGUGUUGAUGCAUUGACAGAGGCUAUAUUUUUGUUUGUUCUGUCUACAUGUGUCAAUUCCUUGUGUCAAUCCAUCACUGCUUCUGCAUUUUUGAUGUUCCCUCCAACUGUGAUAAGCGCCCAGUGGUUCAAGCUGGUUUGUUUGUAUUGUAACCUCCAAAUCUACUGUAGUCAGCCUCACGUGAUGGUGUGCCUAACUGGCAAGUCUACCAUUUACAAGACUUUCGUUUUUCGAGAUGCUCCAGAAGCCUUCAAGUAUUGGUCUUUAGUUGGGCUGGCUCCAAGGCUAUACUUGCUUUUCAUUAAUUUCUCCGAGGGCCAUUCCAUUUUAUACUUGAUAUCAAUUUCCUUGAAGAAAUUUAAUCUUGGUAGAAAGACAGCAAUAAAAUGUGAGACAGAUGUUGCAAUGCAAGCACCGAAGUCAGUUCCACCUGAUGUGUUAUGCAAAGACAAGUUCUUGGUUCAGAGUACAGUUGUCCCUGUGGGGACCGCUGACGAGGAUAUUACAUCAAGCACAUUUGAUAAAGCUACUGACAAAUAUGUUCAAGAGAACAAGCUGAGGGUGAUCCUUGUCAGCCCUCCUCAUUCCCCGGUACUAUCACCAAUGAAUGGAACAUUAAAGCAGGAGCCAGCUAAUGAAGCUUCAGUACUGUCAGAUCAAGUUUGUAGUACAGUAGAAAACCUCAGCCCAUGUCACACAGGUGCGGAGGAGUCCGAAGAUGAAAGUGGUGAGGAGGUAAAGCCAGCAACAGAUGUAGAACUCAAAGCAAUGAAGGAUGCGGGGGAGCUGAAGUUGGUUAAAGAUGUUGAGGAGAUUAAGUCAAACCUAAAUACACUCGAGAUAAAGCUAACCAAGGCUGAAGCAACCAUUUUGAAGCUAACUGAAGAGAGAAGAUCGACUGCUCAAGAGGGAGAAAUUUUACGGCAAGAAUUGGCACUGCUGAGAAGUAAGCGGAUUGUUAGAACAGUUCAGAAGGGAUUCCCUUUCCUCUUUGUUUGUAUGGUGGCACUCAUCAGUCUCAUGCUUGGACACAUGUUGCACCCAUAA